Messenger RNA from Ascochyta rabiei, 4281 nucleotides. RefSeq lists its product as uncharacterized. Gene Ontology annotation, molecular function: ATP binding; protein kinase activity. Bases 1 to 4281 code for a protein of 1426 amino acids. The record is from RefSeq and is a predicted model, not a curated record. NCBI's taxonomy places the organism in Eukaryota, Fungi, Ascomycota, Dothideomycetes, Pleosporales, Didymellaceae. The transcript has a single exon. Gene Ontology annotation, biological process: protein phosphorylation.
AUGGAGACUAUCAGCAGGCUCCCGCGGCGCCUAACCCAACUGUACUCCGACACCAAGAUACACUGCGAUGCCGUCGUCGAGCAGGACGUCCAGGACACACAAUCCCAUGUCCUUCACCGCAAGCUCCGGAUACAGAAGGACAGGUUGAUAACGUGGGGUGUCGACUGGAGCGACAACGCAAAGGGCAAGAAUGGCGACAUCGAUGAGAGCGUGGAACAGGCGGGCCUCACGGAGACCGUGACCAGUGUCCUUGGGACCAUCAAGAACAUCUUGGACGAGGCUGAACACAUGCACCCGGGUGGUGCACCUGCAGCAGGCAAGACAUUGUCAGAAGAGAAGGGCAGGCUGCCAGCAUCUGAUACGUCCGCGUGGGCGGCCGCCGAUAGGUCACGUUACGAGGACCUCAUCUCAGACCUGACUACCUCCAUCGACAUCCUCUAUGACCUCUCCAGAAGCCGCCGUGCGCAGCGUGGUCCUGCCGCAGAUGUCAAGGCUGGCCCUGAACCUCCACGACCCUCCGCUGCGGCUGCCAUCUUCUCGAAGCCAGAGUACAGCGCAUCAGAUCUGACGCUUGUCAACCCUGCUACAUUCCCACUAAACGCACACGCGCUGCAUGCCGCUGCCCGUUUCCAUCUGCCGCCGAAGCUAAACACUUCCGAUUUGGUCCUGCCAGAAGAGGAACCACCGCCAUACGAAAGCGUUGGUGCAUCAUCGAUUCGUGUUAUAGGUCGAUUGCGCUCGCGGAACAGCUCGACAAAUCCCUGGAGAACCGACGGGUCGCGCAACAUCGAGCAACCCGUUCUGAUCGAGUAUGCGACGUACGACCCUACAUAUCGCUUUACCGAAGUCUCUCCACCCACGGACCGUCUGGAUACUCUUUUAUCAAUUCUAUCUAAGCUAUCAAACGACCACCCUCAUAUGGCAACUCUCCGAUGCUUGGGUUAUUUCGAGGACCCCAAACAACCUCGCUUUGGUCUCGUCUUCGAACUUCCAUCAUCCACCUACGCCGGCGCAUCUGAUGCCCACAAGACAAUAGACGAGCUGCGGCCUGUCACUCUUCUCAGUGUCUUGCAGACGGGAUCCAAGUCUCUCAACAACUCAAACAGUGCAACUCCCCCGCUUGAGGAUCGCUUCCGUCUGGCACACUCGCUUGCUAUUACAUUUAGCAAGAUCCAUGGCAACAACUUUGUUCACAAGGAUAUCAACAGCAGUAACAUCUUGGUAUUCCGGAAGAACAGACGACAAUCUGCCAACACCAGAGCGCUGCAGUACGCUCUUCGAUCUCCUGUUGUCUGCUCUUUCGACCUCUUCUCGGAGUACGACAUUGAGCCCACCUACACCAUGCCGACCCUUAAUAUUUACCGCCAUCCGGAAGACCCAAAAUUCACCGGGCUAAAGGAAAGACAUCACGGUCCUCAAUUCGACCUGUACAGUCUCGGCUUGAUACUCCUAGAAAUUGGUCUGUGGCAGCCUCUUGCCGACCUUUGGAAGCCAAAGUACACCCUUGCCGACUUCAAACAGCGGGUCGAAGAUGUUUAUAUUCGUCGCCUGGCAUCGAAGUGUGGCACUGCAUACAUGCAAGUUGUGCGCGAUUGUUUUUGGGCGGUUGACCGUACCGAGAAUGGUACCGAAACUCUGCACGAGUUUGCGCAGCUCUACAAUCGCAUCAUCAUCAGACUACAACGGUGCUGCAUGCUCGAUGAGUCUGAGCCCGGUUUCGAUCUUCACGGUGCACGACCAGGGCCCAUGCCACUGAUAAGUCCCACACAUCUCAAGCGCAAGAGCGUCAGCCAGCCCCAGAUACUAGAGACGCCGACCAGCCCAUCAUACAAAAGUGCAAAGCGCUGGGCUCUUGAAAAGGGCUCUCAAGCGCUUGAGAGGACAAAAUCGUUGACCAAAUCAAGUACCAAAAAAUCGCCAGACCCGAGCGCCUUGUCACGUAAUCCAUCACAACGCUCGCAGCAUUCGAUCCGUAAAUCGAUCUCAGAAACCAUGGGUCUUGGUAGCGCGAGGGAAGAAUCGAUGGCAUCGAUGGACUGGGAGCCACACGACCAAGGAUCGCUUGAAACGUCUGGUACCCUGGUACCUACUCCUCAAAACUCACAGGAUCGAAGCGAAGUAUCGUCGCUGUACAGAGAGCAAAUUACUACUGCUGCAUCGAUCAUUCAGCGCGCGUGGCGGGCAUCGCGUACGCAGCCAUCGAAUGCGAACAUGACGCUCAACGACUACAAGGAAAAGAUCACCAUUAUCCAGACAGCCUGGAGAGAAAGGAAGCAGAAGAGAGCGCACUCGGUAGAAGCUUUGUUCACCGACGGCAUUCGCCAUUGGCCCCAAGCUACCCUUGGCUACCCGACACCUGAACCUGAAGUGCAGGAUGCUGGCGUCGUCGAGCGCGACAGGUGUAUCACAUCCUCCAUCCAGAUUCAGACAAAUGUCGAGCCGCCUCCUCGCUCGAAACUGCGAUUGCAUCCUGUGAAAUUUACACCUGCGAUCGUCGACGAGUGGCAUGCAACCAUGCUGCCCAGACUCGAACGUCUCAUUGAGCGCGCUCUCAGGGACUCGGACGAGACCAUCAGCAUUGACCUUGUCGCUAUCGGUGAGACCCAGGAGAAAGCUCGGCCCACCGUCUUCAUCACAUGCAGCAGCGUUGCCAAAAUCAAGGCAAUCCUCUCUCGCCGAUUUCGAUACGACGCGCACGUAUACGAUCUGAAAGUCCGUCGUGGAAAAGUGCGACGGUCCAAGAUGAGCCGCUCACCUGGCCGUGUACGGCCACCUCACCGGUCCAUGAUGAACACAGAGAACUACAAUGCUGACAUGGCUGUCAUGAAUCCUUUCCACCAACAGCGACCACUCUGCGGAGCAUCUAUUGGUGCCUUCAAUGGCAAGCAGCAUCUUCCUCCGGUCUCGUAUGGUGGGGUCGUCUUAGUUGAUGAUGAGCCGCUCGGCAUGAGUGUCCACCAUCUGCUUGAUGCACCAUCAGAUGAGGAGAGCGAUACUGAAGAUGAAGCCGUUAGCCCUUACCCAUACGACGCAGUCUUAUCUAGUGCGGCCAGCAACAACAACCCGUGGCUAAUGGGUAUGGGUGCCCAACCCGGCCUCGAACUCGCCAACGACGCCCCGGUGCCCAUGUGGGAUCUCGAAUUGUCCGACGACGAAGACACAGGGAGCGAGGAUGACGAUGAAGCCGAGUCUUUCGACUUCUCCGAUUCCGAGUUUGACUCUGAAGAUGAUUCCGACCAAGAAGCUAUGACUGACUCGACCAUGUCACGAGCCACCGUCGGCGAUAUCGAGGGCAUCGAGCUUGGCGAAGGUGAAGAGAUCAAGGUCACUCAACCCGCUAUCGACGAUGUCGACGAGAACUUUUUUCCAAACGAAGAAGACAAAGACGAAGACCACCUCGACUCUCAUGAGCUUGGGCAUGUACACGCAUCUUCAGGAAUCCGCCGUUGGAAGCGGGACGGCAUCCUCCACGAGAUCGACUGGGCUCUGCUGAAGCUCAACGACGAACGCAUGCAGCCGUACAAUGUCUGCCAAGGGGGCCGCCGCUUCGCAUUUGGCUCCAUGAAACCGGAUCAGAGGGAGAUAUCAUCGAAGCUUGAAGAGCCUGUCAACCGCCGCCACUACCAACCCGCUGAAGACGAGUAUCCCAACGGCGUCGCCAGCGCUGACUCACUUGCCGGUCUCAACGUACACUGCUUUGGCCGCACGACAGGCCUGCAAGGAGGCAUGGUUGGCCAUGCGAUGAGCUCCGUGCGCAUCUACCGCCGGAAAUCGUUCUCUCGUAGCUGGCAUGUCGCUGGUGGUUUUGGUGUGGGCGGUGACUCUGGAGCUUGGGUUGUUCAGAACAACUCCCACCGCGUUGUUGGACAUGUGCUAGCUUGGUGUCAGCGCAACCACAUUGCGUACAUCUGCCCAAUGGAGGUUCUGCUCGAAGACAUUAAACGCACGUUGGGCGCCAAGCGCAUCUACUUGCCCGGCUCAGCCGAACAAAUGCUCUUCGCCACAAAACAGCAAGGACAGAAGACGGCCGGUAGGGAGUCGGCCAUUGUGAAGCUGGAAUCCGCUGUUCAGGGCCUGGGUAUCGUGGACAGCCACGACUCGGCGGUUGAUAUGCGGUCGGCAGUUGGCUCUAGGGCUUCUACUAGACGAAGCAGGCUUGAUCUGAGCCCGCUGAAUACCAACGGCGAGAGCGAUAAAGAGAACAUGCAUGUCCUGAAGGGCAAGGCGAUGAGGGUCAACGAAAGCAGGGAGACGAUGGUGCAGAUGGCCAUCAUGCCUUGA